Arvicanthis niloticus (Nile rat) is the source of this 3212-nucleotide messenger RNA. Its product is annotated as schlafen family member 9-like. Lineage: Eukaryota; Metazoa; Chordata; Mammalia; Rodentia; Muridae. Gene Ontology annotation, molecular function: tRNA binding. The record is from RefSeq and is a predicted model, not a curated record. Gene Ontology annotation, biological process: defense response to virus.
UCCUGCUGGCAUCUGGAGUGCACAGGAUCUGGACGACAGGCUCGGAUUCUUCGCGAAGUGCUUAGAGACCCUCAGUUCCCUCCACCCUAACCGAGGCCUAGUCCACCAGAUCUGGGACCGGGUGGCCUGAGCAGCCCAGAAGCCAAGGGUCAGCAUGGAGACACAUCCCUCCUUAGAGGUGAAACAGUCUUACCCAGACUUGAUCAUCUAUGUAGGAGAAGUGACUAUCGGAGAAAAAGAUCGAAAUAAAAUGGACUCAGAGAAGAGAAGGCAGGAGAAGACAAGAAUUACAGAGGCUGCUUGUGCUCUGUUAAACUCCGGAGGAGGAGUGAUUGCUAUGCAAAUGGCCAGCAAGAGUGAGCAUCCUGUGGAGAUAGGACUGGACUUGGAACAGUCUUUGAGGGAGCUUGUUCCAGCCUCUGAUUUGCAGGCUUUCUUUGCAACCAAGCAACAAGAGGACCAGUUUUACAUUUUUGUUAAAUCUUGGAGCUGCAGCCCUGAAGAUGAUUCUACUAAGCCUCGAAUUUGCAGCCUGGCCUCUUCCCUGUACCGUCGAUUUUUAAGUUCUAAGGUUGCCAUGGAUUCAAGAGUUGCUUUUGAGUUUCUGGAGGACAAGAAGAGGUGUGUCAAAUGCAGUCCUACUGAUGACAGAGCGCCACAUGCUAAAAUUCCCAGAGCCAUUUGUCAGAACAGCUUUGAAUCAAAUCAGGCUUUUGAAAUUUUCCAAAGCGAGAGACUUGAAUUUGGCCAACACUUGCUUUUUUGUGAAUCCGAAUUUGUAGAGUUUAAAAAUUUCUCUCCCGAGGAAAAAAAAAAAAGAAAAAGAAAAAAGAAAUUCUCUACCAAACAUGCCUACGAAUAUAUAAAAGAUACAAUUCCAAAGUACAUCUCUGCAUUUGCAAACACCCAGGGAGGCUAUCUUUUCUUUGGAGUGGGUGAUAAGAGUAAGACAGUCCAGGGAUGCCAAAAAAACAAAGUUGACCGUGAGUCUUUGAAAACAGUGGCAAAUGAAGCAAUAUCCAAGUUGCCAGUUUUCCACUUUUGUUCAUCUAAAGACAAGGUGUCUUAUGAGACCAGAGUCAUAGAUGUGUUUAAAGAGGGAAGUUUGUAUAGUUAUCUCUGUGUGAUCAAAGUAGAGAAGUUCUGCUGUGCAGUGUUCUCAGAGGCCCCCGUUUCAUGGAUGGUAGACAAGGAGAAAGGUGUCUACAGCUUGAAGACCGAGGAAUGGGUACGCAUGAUGGUGGAUGUUGGCCCAGAGGCAGCUUCCAAUGAGCAAUCUUCCCUCAAUGACCUGUCCAAAGAUUUUGAAUGUCAGCUGAGUCUAUCCAACAGCCCUCCACGCUGCAGACCAGUGUAUUCUAAAAAAGGACUGGAACAUAAGGUUGACCUGCAAGAGCGAUUAUUUCAAGUGUCACCAGACUGCUUAAAGUACACUCCUGAAUCGCUCUGGAGGGAGCUGUGUUCCCAGCAUGAGAGACUAGAGACUUUGAUAAACCAGCAAAUGUGUUCUUUCUCCUGUGGUCUGCUGAUCCUCUCUAGAAGCUGGGCUGUGGACCUAAACUUGAAAGGGAAGCAGGGAGUCAUCUGUGAUGCUCUGCUGAUUGCAGAGAAUAGCCCCCCGACACUCUACACCAUCGUUGGGGAGCAGGAUGAGCAAGAUCAGGACUACUGCACCCGCACUGCCUUUACUCUGAAGCAGAAGCUGGUGAACACUGGGGGCUACACUGGGAGAGUGUGUGUCAUGACCAAGGUUCUCUGCCUGAGUUCUCAGAAUACUGAGACCAAUGGGGGCUCAGUCUCUCCUAUUGAUUACCCACACUCCUAUAACCUUGAAAACAUCCAGGAAAUGCAGGCCUUGCUUCAGGCCCUUGUGAUUGUCUUGCUCAACUUCAGGUCUUUCUUGAGUGACCAGCUUGGCUGUGAAAUUUUGAAUCUUCUCACAGCCCGACAGUAUGAGAUACUCUCAAAAAGUCUCCACAAAACCAGAGAGCUGUUUGUGCAUGGCUUGCCAGGCUCAGGGAAGACGAUCAUGGCCAUGAAAGUCAUGGAAAAGAUCAGAAACACAUUUGACUGUGAAACAGAUAGCAUUCUCUACAUCUGUGAAAAUCAGCCAUUGAGGGACUUCAUCCGGGCAAAAAAUAUCUGCCAGGCAGUAACCCGGAAAACAUUCAUGAAAUAUAACUUUGAAACGGAGAAAAUCAAACACAUUAUCAUUGAUGAAGCCCAGAAUUUCCGCGCCGAGAAUGGUGACUGGUAUGAGAAAGCAAAAGGAAUCACUCCUAAAAUUCUCUGGAUCUUUCUGGACUAUUUUCAGACCAGUCACUUGCAGAAGAGUGGCCUCCCAGAUUUCCCAGAUCAGUUUCCAAAGGAAGAGCUCACACUAGUGGUACGAAAUGCAGAUAAAAUAGCUGAGUUCCUACAACAAGAAUUGAAGACAAUUAGAGAUAAGCCUCCAUACAGCAUCCCUCCAGAGUCCCUAAAUAUGCUCCAUGAAUUUAACUGGUCCCAAGGUGUAUCAGGCACCUGUGAGCUUAUAUACUUGAGUUUGGGAAAGAUGGUGAGCUAUGUAGCAGAUAAGUGUGAUUUUUUCUUGAGUAAUGGCUAUUCUCCCCAAGAUAUUGCAGUGCUUUUCAGCACAGACAAUGACAAGAAAGCCUAUGAGCUUAUGUUCCUGAGAGAAAUAAGGAAGAGGAGAGUGUCUCAGAGGAAUGUUGCCUCUGUCUGUCUUUCUAACAUGUUUGACAGCAUCCGUCGAUUCUCAGGCCUGGAAAGAAGCAUUGUGUUUGGUAUUAAUCCCUAUGCAACUGAGAAGCCGAUUUUUCACAACCUAUUGCUCUGCCUAGCUUCCAGAGCGAGGAAACAUCUGUAUAUUCUGAAGUUUCCUACCCUUUCAACUCCUGAGGGGCAUAGCUCAACAGUUGCAUGUUUGAAUGAGAUGUAUGAGGUCAUAGGUUCAAUCACUGAUGAUGAGAUAGUAAAAUCUAGUUGAGGUCCUUCAGGACAAGAAGAAAGAUAAAGAUACAACAGAGCCUUGUUCUCUAGUUUUCGAAAAUGUAGAAAAAAAUAACAAUGGAUAUUGUAACUAACUGAGGCUGAAAACAGAGUUGGGGAGAUGGCUGGCAAGAUGAUGUACACAUGACAUAUGCUAUGGGAAUUUUGAGACUACAAUGAAGACGACACAAUACAGUAAGUCGUAUCUGAUUAUUACAACA